Molecule: messenger RNA, 1878 nt
Organism: Pollicipes pollicipes
Lineage: Eukaryota; Metazoa; Arthropoda; Thecostraca; Pollicipedomorpha; Pollicipedidae
Exons: 4
Coding region: 161-511 (116 amino acids)
Source: RefSeq, a predicted model, not a curated record
ACCAGACAGCGGCACCGACGGCGUUCAGGCCAGGCGGCAGCACCGACGGCGCACGGGCCAGACAGCAGCAUCGACGGCGCAGCGCACAGCCGAGUGAGGAGCAUCGUCGGAGAAGCGCAGCACCAGCACUGCCGGAGCAUCGCACAGAGCCGCCGCCGCCAUGGUAACUCGGUACGGCUUCCGCGCACUGGUCGGCUUCUGGCUGCUGCUGGCCGCUGGUGCCGGUCGAAGGCUGGAGCUCGAGUACGAUGCCAUGCCCGUCAGCAGCCUGGAGAAGAUCCGUAGCCCGUACCUGGGAGAACCCAUUCUUGGAGUCCGAAGAUUGCAAAACGUGCUGCCAUAUCAGUCAAGUGUGGAGCGACCUAGAUUUUAUGGAUUUCGUCGCAUCCAAAGACCAAUGAAGCGAUAUCUGGGGGUGGAGAUACCGGACGAAAUCGCCGGCACCGGCGGCGACGCGGCGGACAGCUACAUCGACCGGCUGAAGCAGCAGAUGCAGAACAGUGGGAAGUGAUCCUUGGAGACUGGACCGGACGCCUCCGAGACGGCUGGCCGGCUUCGGCGUUUGGGGCCACCAGUCCUCGCGAUCAGAUUGGCUUACUGGGUCGCUGGGUCACUGAACCCUCAUACGUGACACGUCCCAUGGCAAACCAAUGCUCUGUCUAUGUUGUAACGUAAAAUUAUACGGCUGAAAUUGGCAGCAUAAUACAAAGGUACAAAGUAGCGCACGCUGUCUGCCUGAAAACAGCAAUAAAUAAACGAGUUUUAGCUGGAUAUACAGGCGGUCAGAGCCGACAAAAGCAACAGCAACUGAAGCCAAUGGUGUUGAGAAUGCACCAAGGGGUGGUUCAGUGCAAAUAAAUCGCACACUUUGGAGGAGAUAAGUUUAGACGCGCUGUUUGCUUUGUACGCUGGUGGCUUUAUAAAGUCACUGCGUGCCAGUAGAAAUGCCAAUUGACCAUAUCCUUGAUGUUAUGCACAUCAGCAGAUGCAUAGCUUACGUAGCUUUAGACGGCAUGUCUGCUUGAACUUCCGUGGUAACACAUAUGCUUAUUUGCAAAUUGCACUGAAAUAUAUAUUGACCUACGUCAUUGCUGUUUCUCGGCCAACAGUGACAUUGCUGCAUAAUCGGUGCGGUGAAAAAUCCAUCUAACGACUGAAACAGAUGCAUUCCGAGACAAUAGCCCUCGCGGCUUCAAUAUGGCCACAUGACAACCACUAUGACGGUCCAAAAUAAUGCAUGAGAUCUCGGUCUAACAUGUAACGUAAGAUGCCAGCUUUGUAACGCAACGUCUGUAACUUGUAAAUAACGUCACAUGUUUCGUAACACACGGCUUGUUUUUUAAUUAUGGCAAAACAACGCUAGUGGGUGUUUUAGAGUAUUAUUCAACCUGGAAAAAGAAAGAGCGGAUAUUUUCAGUUGUAGAACAGCAGCGACAAUCUUCUGAAUGCAAAACCGGGAGCACCAAUAGCGAGUGAAUAUCACACUUUGAACUUAAAAGACUAGGAAACAGUGAAGUCGGCUUGGUGAAAUGUGUUAAUACAGGGUGCGAUAGCGGGCUGCGUGUCAGGAAAUUUGUACACGCGUGCGUUAUCUUGUUUUAGCGUUGUAGUAUUCCGUAUGCGUCGCUUUUGAAUCGGUUUCGAGAAGUGGAAAAACUAUGUACAUGUUGAACAUGCAUACGCGGUAUAAAUUAGUGGUCAUGUCACAUCACAACAUUCAGAAGACGUGUACUGUAGUCGUAUUGAUAUUGUAAGUGCAUUGCAUGUGUUUUUUUUUUGUCAACUGUUUGCAUUAUUUGUCUACGGCUGAAAUGAAAAAAGAAACAGUCAUCUAUUCUUCUUUCGCUUCGUCAGAAGGAUAAGUAUGUUGAUUGCAUG